Ectocarpus sp. CCAP 1310/34 is the source of this 1140-nucleotide messenger RNA. The record is from the annotation of a GenBank genome assembly. NCBI's taxonomy places the organism in Eukaryota, Phaeophyceae, Ectocarpales, Ectocarpaceae.
AUGGACGAUCUGCUGCAGAGUUCUGCCAUGGAGCUUCGGCUCAAGUGGCUGGUAUUUCAAUUGGAUACGCCCUUGAGCACGGCGUCGUGGCCGGCCUCCCUGCAGCAGCUAUCGUUCGGAUUUCGCUUCAACCAGCCCAUCGCCGACGUCAUGUGGCCGUCCUCCCUGCAGCAAGUAUCAUUCGGAUGGUACUUCAACCAACCCAUUGCCGAAGUCGUUUGGCCCGCCUCCCUGCUGCAGCCAUCGUUCGGGAGUAGAUUCAACCAGACCAUCGCCGACGUCGUGUGGCCGACCUUCCUUCAGCAGCUAGAUUUUGGUGAUAACUUCGACCAGCCCAUUGCCGAAGUCGUGUGGCCGGCCUCCCUGCAGCAGCUAUCGUUUCUUAACGAAUUCAACCAACCCAUCGUCAACGUCAUGUGGCCGGCCUCCCUGCAGCAGCUAGCUGUCCUGUCGUUAGGGAAUAGGUUCAACCAGCCCAUCGUCGAAGUCAUGUGGCCGACCUUCCUUCAGCAGCUAUCGUUUGGAGACGACUUCGACCAGCCCAUUGCCGAAAUCGUGUGGCCGGCCUCCCUGCAGCAACUAUCGCUUGGCUUUUACUUUACCCAGGCCAUCGCCGAAGUCGCGUGGCCGGCCUCCCUGCAGCAGCUAUCGCUUGAUUAUUUUUUCACCCAACCCAUCGUCAACGUUGCGUGGCCGGUCACCCUGCAGCAGCUAUCGUUUGGAUUUUGCUUCAAUCAGGCCGUCGCCGGAGUCGAGUGGCCGGCCUCUCUGCAGCAGUUGUCGUUCGGGUGUGAAUUUAACCAGCCGAUUGUUGAAAGUGUGUGGCCGGCCUCCCUGCGGAAGUUAUUGUUUGGGAAUUUCUUCAACCAGCCCAUCGCCGAUGUCGUGUGGCCGGCCUCCCUGCAGCAGCUAUCGUUUGGAUUGCACUUCAACCAGCCCGUCACCGAAGUUGCAUGGCCUCCCUCACUGCAGCAUUUAAAAGUUGGAGACAAAUUCCAGCAGUCUCUGAUCGAAGUCGCAUGGCCGACCUCCUUGCAAAGUGUCACUCGCAACAGGGCCAGUCUACUAUGGCAGCCGUCGAGGAGGCACACCUCCGGUUGUGGGAGUCCUGCGUUCGGAAUGCAGUGGGGGUAUGGCUAG